GUUGGAUGUGAAUGAACGGGAGGAGAGAUGCUGCUGCUGCCGCCGCGCCGCUCCUAACGCUCACACCUCCAGCUCUACGGACCACAGCGGGUAGAUGCCAACUCUCCAGGCCGACGCAGAGACGGUGGAGCCUGGGGGAAGGUGUCGGGCGGUGCCGGCGGUGCUGGAACUGGUCACCUAGCCGGAACGAGAGAGGGAGAGAGAGAGCGAGAGAGCGAGCGAGAAAGAGAUAAGUAACGGUGGAAAAGGAAAGACGCACUUAGAGAGACGGGAAGAGAGAAAAGGCAGAGGUGAGGGAGAAAGGAGGGGACAGACGGAGAAAGGAAGAGACUAAAUGGCUGCACUGCUGUCGGGCUUCACCCCGCUCCUGCUCUCGUCUCUGGCUCUCCACUUGCUUCUCCUCGGCCCUUUGUUUGCCCUCACCCCGGGGACGGAGAUCACAGGAGGGGAUUCCACCCAAUGGACCCCGGGCCUCUGUCAUCGAGACGCCGGUAAAGUGAGCCAGGAGCAACAGCGGCAGCGGAGCGAGGAAGCAGGAGAGUCACAGACUGGCAGCUGGUGUCUACGCCCAGGCAGGUGGAGCGUAGAGCGGAUACACACUGAUGGAAGCUCUGGAGUGCAGCGAGCUGGAGGUUUUAAACGGGACGGGACAAGGAGGGAGAGACUGAAACAAGCCGGGACGGUUUGGAGGAAGUGGAGUGGCGAUGGUCCAGUAUUUCCACCCUCUCCUCCCCCUCUCCACCCAGGUAUUCGGAGCAGGAGCUCAGAUGGCGUCAGCUCUGGGGAGGGAACGGAGAGAGGGAGGAUGGAGAGGAGGAAGGGCGUUGUUUCCUCUCCCGGUUCACCUGCUUUCACUUCGUUGCCGGUUCAAAGCGGCAAGAAACGGUCAGUACAAAGGACUAGAGAGUGCGAGCAACGCUGGCCGGCGUCAAGGCCACACCUCACUAAACGUGGCGGCGCCGGAGCCUUUGUGCACGCCUCUGGUCUGCGUGGGGCACCCGGAAGUCGAGGGAAGACGCCGGUAGAGGAGUUGCAGAGGGCUUAUGAGGUGAAGAAGCCUUUGGGGCUCACGGUGCUCUCCGACAUCUGAGCAUCUCUGCUGGUUUUCACUCUCU
Molecule: messenger RNA, 1115 nt
Organism: Solea solea (common sole)
Lineage: Eukaryota; Metazoa; Chordata; Actinopteri; Pleuronectiformes; Soleidae
Exons: 1
Coding region: 335-1090 (251 amino acids)
Source: RefSeq, a predicted model, not a curated record